This is a messenger RNA of Ochotona curzoniae (black-lipped pika), 960 nucleotides long. Its product is annotated as olfactory receptor 1044-like. Gene Ontology annotation, molecular function: olfactory receptor activity; odorant binding; G protein-coupled receptor activity. The transcript has a single exon. Gene Ontology annotation, biological process: sensory perception of smell; G protein-coupled receptor signaling pathway. The record is from RefSeq and is a predicted model, not a curated record. Gene Ontology annotation, cellular component: membrane. NCBI's taxonomy places the organism in Eukaryota, Metazoa, Chordata, Mammalia, Lagomorpha, Ochotonidae. The coding region runs from base 1 to 960 and encodes 319 amino acids.
AUGGACCAGAAAAAUUGUACCCAGGUGACAGAAUUUGUCCUUGGGGGGCUCACUGAUCGUCAGGAGCUGAAGAUGCCCCUCUUUGUGGUGUUCUUAACCAUCUACCUUUGCACAGUGGUAGGCAACCUGGGUUUGAUUCUAGUCAUUAGAACAGAUGCAAGGCUCAACACACCCAUGUAUUUCUUCCUUAGCAACCUGGCUUUUGUGGAUUUCUGCUAUACAUCUGUCAUUACACCCAAAAUGCUUGGGAAUUUCUUGUACAAGCAAAAUGUCAUAUCCUUCCAUGCAUGUGCUGCCCAGCUAGGCUGUUUUCUGGCGUUCAUGACAGCCGAGUGCUUGUUGUUGGCUUCCAUGGCCUAUGACAGAUAUGUGGCCAUUUGUAAUCCUCUCCUGUACAUGAUAACAAUGUCUCCAGCAAUCUGCAUUCAGCUUGUGUCUGCCCCCUAUUGCUAUAGCUUCUUGGUUGCAGUAUUUCACGCCACCCUCACCUUCCGUCUGUGCUAUUGCCACUCCAAUGUCAUUAACCAUUUCUACUGUGAUGAUAUGCCCCUCCUCAGGCUAACUUGCUCAGACACUCACUCCAAACAGCUCUGGAUUUUUGCCUGUGCUGGUGUCAUGUUCAUUUCCUCCCUUCUGAUUGUGUUCGUCUCCUACAUGUACAUUAUUGCUGCCAUCCUCAGGAUGCGCUCUGCUGAGGGCAGGCGCAAGGCUUUCUCCACAUGUGGCUCCCACAUGCUGGCGGUGACCAUAUUCUAUGGAACUCUGAUCUUCAUGUACUUACAGCCCAGCUCCAACCAUUCCCUGGACACAGACAAGAUGGCGUCUGUCUUCUACACAGUGAUCAUUCCCAUGCUGAACCCCUUGAUCUACAGUCUUCGGAACAAGGAGGUCAAAGAAGCUCUGAGGAAAGUUUUCACCAAUAGGAACCAGACUUUGGUUUUCAUGAAAUUAAGAAAAUGA